Cervus elaphus (red deer) is the source of this 1879-nucleotide messenger RNA. RefSeq names its product cytochrome c-like. The record is from RefSeq and is a predicted model, not a curated record. Gene Ontology annotation, cellular component: mitochondrial intermembrane space. Bases 611 to 1096 code for a protein of 161 amino acids. Gene Ontology annotation, biological process: mitochondrial electron transport, ubiquinol to cytochrome c; mitochondrial electron transport, cytochrome c to oxygen. Gene Ontology annotation, molecular function: electron transfer activity; heme binding. The transcript has a single exon. NCBI's taxonomy places the organism in Eukaryota, Metazoa, Chordata, Mammalia, Artiodactyla, Cervidae.
UAUAAAGAAGCUAAAAGAAGAAAUAAAGAAUUCCUGCAGGCCAUCUUCCCAGACAUAGCAGUCUUAUGACCUUGGCAUCCGCAGACCCCAUGGGAAAGCCCCACACUUGCUGUCUGAGAGGGCAUAGGGCCCAGCCGUGAAGGAAAAGACAUGGCGUCUCACGCGCCAACAUUUGGCCACUGAAACUGUGGCUGAGGCUUCGCUCUGCUCCUGUGAGGGUGCCAGGGUGCAGGCCAGUCUUGCCACUCUGCAACCAUCUUCAUGGCAAGUGGCUCACGUCAGCCCUGAGACUGGCAUGUUAGCAUCUGUCUUGCAUUUGUUCCACAGACAUUCAUAGGGGUUCACCCAGGGCCAGGCCAGUGCUGGACCCUGGAGGCCCAGAGAUGGGUCAGAUGAGCCCUGUCCUCCAGAUGCUCCCAGUCUGAUGGGGAGGCAGGCGCACACAUUGAUGACAACACAGGGUGAAGAGGGUUCGCGGAGGGCUGUGCGAAGACCUGCCUGUGGCUCAGGGGAGGCUCCCCAGAGGAGUGCCUGAGCAGUGAUGGGAGAAAGAGGUGAUUCAUGGCAGACUCUGUGACUGGAGGCUGGGAGAAUCGGAGCACAGGACAGGAUGAUGGGCCGGCAGCUGGGCUGUGAGGGGCAGGAAUCUAACUGCAUUAGGUCCCAGGCUCCGUACCAGACACUUGUCAUCUCUUUAAUCCUCAUGGCAGAGAAAGUGGGGCAUUCGGCUUGUGAGCGGGAACUUCUCGGUCGCGCACAGAGAAAGAAUGAUUUAAAAAUGGGUGAUGUUGAGAAGGGCAAGAAGAUUUUUGUUCAGAGGUGUGCCCAGUGCCAUACUGUGGGAAAGGGAGGCAAGCACAAGCCCGGGCCAAACCUCCAUGGUCUGUUUGGACAAAAGACGGGUCAGGCUGCUGGAUUCUCUUACACAGAUGCCAACAAGAACAAGGGUAUCACCUGGGAAGAGGAGAGGCUGAUGGAGUACUUGGAGAAUCCCAAGAAGUACAUCCCUGGAACAAAGAUGAUCUUUCCUGGCAUUAAGAAGAAGGGAGAGAGGGAGGACUUGAUAGCUUAUCUCAAAAAAGCUACCAAUGAGUAAAAAAAAAAAAAAAAAAAUCCUCAUAGCAGUCCUGAGAUAGGUGCUCUUCUGCAGAGGUCUAUUUUUUUUUUUUUCAAACCAGUGAAGAAACCAAGGCUCUGAGAGGUGAAAGAAUUUGCCCGGAUCAUAGGGCUGAGGGUUUACCCCGAGAUCUGCAUGGCCCGUGGUAGUCCAGGAAGCAUUCCUUGCAGUAGUGUGGUGUGCAGUGGCUGUCACUACAGCUAGUGGAAACUCGGACUGCACUCACAGAGACCUACAAAGGAUAGAGGUGAACACCUCACUGUGGGGGUCAGGCACUAACCUGCACAGCGCUGACCUUAAAGAGACCUAGAGCCAGGAAACAGGUUUGGAGAGGGGGAGUCGACGGAACAGGGGCCUCUUGGAGGCUCACUUUUAUUGCCUGGCUCUCUGGGCCAGCACUGUGCCAGGCACUGAGGUAUAGUAUCUCAUUUAGUCUAGAGAAGAGCAGGCUCAGGAUCCAAGCCAGGGUCCUCAGAUAUCUGCAAGGUGGCCCUGGGGCAGAGGAAGCAGCCCAGAGGGCAGGGCCGGGAUGGGGGUGGUGGGCAGAGCUUUGGUUGGAGCAGGUUUCAGGUCACUGUGAGAUGAGAAGCCCUCCCUGGCAAGGGGAGUCAGCUUGUAACACAGAAGACUUCUUGGGAAGUAGUGGGCUUAUAGUUCAGUCGCCAAGUCAUGUCUGACUUUUUGCGACCCCAUGGACUGCAGCCAGGCUUCCCUGAGCCUCACCGUCUCCCAGAGUUUGCUGAAAUUCAUGUCCACUGAAUC